GCACUAGACAAAGCAUAACUUUAUCUGUUUUGUAUAUUUGAAUUAAAUAAUUUGUUGAUGAGGCACUCUCAUUUCUAUAAAUUGCACCCUGCACGAAGGCUCUUCUCACAGCAUACAGUUGCAGAGGUGGUAAAGUGAGAGAGAAAAUAAUAAUAAUAGAGAAAUGGAGAAUUUUCCAGUUGUUGACAUGGGGAACCUUAACAAUGAAGAGAGAGGAGCAACCAUGGAGAAAAUAAAGGACGCCUGCGAGAACUGGGGUUUCUUCGAGCUGGUGAACCAUGGAAUAUCCGUAGAGUUGAUGGACACUGUGGAGAGGGUGACGAAAGAGCACUACGAAAGGUGUAUGGAGCAAAGGUUCAAGGAAAUGGUGGAAAGCAAAGGUUUGGAGUGUGCAGAGUCCGAAAUCAAUGACAUGGAUUGGGAAAGCACCUUCUUUUUGCGGCAUCUUCCUGAGUCUAACAUUUCAGAGAUCCCUGAUCUGGGCGAAGAACAGAGGAAGGUGAUGAAGGAGUUUGCAGUGGAACUGGAGAAACUGGCUGAGCAAGUUCUUGAGUUGGUGUGUGAGAAUCUUGGGCUGGAGAAAGGGUAUCUGAAGAAGGUGUUUUAUGGGUCAAAGGGACCAAAUUUUGGGACGAAAGUGAGUAACUACCCUCCUUGUCCGAAGCCAGAGCUGAUAAAGGGUCUGAGAGCUCACACAGAUGCUGGUGGCAUCAUUCUACUGUUUCAAGAUCACAAGGUCAGUGGAUUGCAGCUCCUCAAAGAUGGCCACUGGAUCGAUGUUCCCCCAAUGCGCCACUCCAUUGUCAUCAACCUUGGGGACCAACUCGAGGUGAUUACGAAUGGAAAAUACAAGAGUGUGAUGCACCGUGUGAUUACACAGAGCGAUGGGAACAGAAUGUCCAUAGCGUCGUUUUACAAUCCGGGGAAUGAUGCAGUGAUAGCUCCAGCAGAAGCGUUGGUGAAGGAAGAUGAGAAUACCAAAGUUUAUCCCAAAUUUGUUUUUGAUGAUUACAUGAAGCUCUAUGCUGGGCUUAAAUUCCAGGCCAAAGAGCCCAGGUUUGAAGCUAUGAAGGCCAUCCAAUCAUCCACCGUUAAUUUUGGCCCAAUAGCAACUGUCUAAGCCUCAACUUCUUCAACCUUCAACCUUCAACCGUUAUAUUAUAUUAUAUUAUUAACUAUAAGAAUAAUAAUAAUAAUAUAUAUGAGUACUUGUAUGUUUGUUUGCUAUGGGUGCCUCGUUAUGCAUGUGUAGCAUAAACCAAAUUUAUGGUUUGAAAAUAAAAGAUUAGUUUGAUAUGAUAAUUGUUUAUUUAUGUAAUGUGAGUGAUGCUUAAUGUUAUAAAGUGUCUCUAAAUGCCAACUUUAAUAAUAACUGGUGGAGGAAUUUUUCGCCUUUACUA
Molecule: messenger RNA, 1400 nt
Organism: Vigna unguiculata (cowpea)
Lineage: Eukaryota; Viridiplantae; Streptophyta; Magnoliopsida; Fabales; Fabaceae
Product: 1-aminocyclopropane-1-carboxylate oxidase-like
Source: RefSeq, a predicted model, not a curated record